CUCUCUCGCCUGGUUCUCCUUCUCGGCCACCACCCUGCCGUCGAUGGGUGCCGAUUGGGCGGUUCUUCUCGCUGUUCGGCGCCGCGGCGCCUCGGGACGGGCGGUUCUCGAACCUAGAUGGGUGCGGCGCACUGUUUGGUGGUGGUGGCCGCGGGGAAUGUUCGUCCGUUGCUAUCGAAUUCAGUAAUUGUGGCCGUACGGGGCGAUGGGAAAUCGUACAAAAGAAUAAGGAAGGCGUCGGGGCUCGGUUGUUGAAUCCUGCGCCGCGCCUGCCGUCUCUAAUUCCCUCUCGAAUUUGUCGAGAUGCGGAUUUGGAUCAUCACCACCACGCUGCUGCUCAUUCGUGAUUUCUGGCAUUUCGCUUGCUCCUCCCAUCCUGUACGGCUGCUAAGAGAAUCUCGGCUUCAUUUCGUUUGGCCGCGUUUUUGUUUUCUGCCACACUUGGAAGGCGCAAUCGAUAAGUUCUUGAUGUCCGUAGUGGCUAUUUCUCUAGUCUCUACGUAGGUAUUUUAUUCGUGGGGAAUAUUUGUUGAAAUGCUGGUACGGAGGACGCUCCGAAAAAGAAAAGGAAGAAUCAGGGGGGUUGUUGGGUUGGAUUGGAGCCUGUGCCACAUAUUUUAACUCCAAAUCCGUUGGGAUAGGAUUCUUUUUUCGGGCCUCUUUGUUUCUUUCCACUUUUUGCUGGAGCCGCCGAUCUUGAUGUCUCACCAAGAGCACCAUCUCGGCUCUCCAUUUCAUCGGCCUUGUCUCUCAACCGGGGACCUCGUGGUGCCAACAAGAUCUGACUAGAUUUGAUCUAAGCUGGUGCAGCUGCGAAACAAUGGCGACAUCCAAGAAGGACCCCCCAAACCUCGGCAGAGGCAGGAUGUCACCCAACCUCAGGCCGUCCAGCAGCGAGUCCUCCGGGUACGGGUAUGGCGCUAGGCGGGCGCGGUCGGUCCCAAGCUCCCCGGACCGCAAAUUUGGCUCCUCGGCGUCAUCAGUGGCAGCCUCUGGCUCCCCAGAUGUGCAGCGUCCGUCAUUGUCCAGCGCUGGCCGGUCACGGACCAUGGGCUCAUCCAUCCAUGGCAGCAGGGCACAGCCAUUCCCCGGUGCAGCCUCAAAGCCUACCCUGUCAAGGGCAAAAUCCGACAAUGUGAGCACCAGUUCGCAGCGACCUCCAGCGCUUGCUGUGCCGCCAAGCAACUCCUUCAAGGACAUGGCCAAGACUGCACCUAAGGCAUCGCCAUCCAAUUUGCUGAGGAGUAAAGCCUCUCCAAGGCCUACUGCUGACAGUUGCAAAGCGGUGGCAUCUCCGAAACCCAGCAGCCAGAGAGUGGCAUCGCCAAGUACUGCUCGAGGUGACAGAGUCCAGCCGGUGUCCACUGCACGCUCUCCUGGUGCAGCCGCAAAGAAGAGAUUGGAUGCUGUUAAUGGUGCUACUGCCAGCUCAAAGGCUAAAAGUGUUUCUCAGAAGGCAAUGGGGCCAUCUGCAAGCAGGAAGGAGAAAGACAAGGAUCCAUCAAUGCAGUGUAAGGAAACUGAGGCCUCAUCCAUAGAAGAGCAUUUGCACGAGGAGCACCCUGAUCCAGUUGAUCCGAAAUCCAUGGACGUGACUGUACCUGAUCAGCACGAACCAUCUUCCAAUCAACCAGAACAAGUCAAAAAUGCGGAGGACUCCAAGGGACACCUCUCUGUAGAGAAAGCAGGCGCCAAUGAGUUGCAUAAUGGAGGGCAAGAUGCCAAUGGCAGCAUCAAAACUAUAUAUGAAUGUGGGCUUGUUGAGAAGGUGGCUGACCAAAGAGCAGACAGGGCAGUGCCAAGGACUGAAGUGGCUCAGGCAUGGAGGAAGCAUGAUCCCAGGAGCAAUGAGGUGAUUGAGGAAACCAAAAGUAAGCUACUGGAGGAGAGGAAGAGCAGGGUGAAGGCGCUUGUGGGGGCCUUUGAGACGGUCUUGUCAUUCAAGGAAUAGUGCUACUUUCUCGUCGGAUCCGUUGUGUCCUCAAUGUUGAGUACAUCAUGUCAUGAAUAUAUAUGUGAUCCCUGGAGCUGAGUGUUUAUAUGGUGAUUUCCUUGGUUCGUUGUACUCAAUCUUUUUCCUGGAUGAUCUUUGCUUUUAUUGAUGUAGAGUUGAAUUAAAUGAUGGUGUUUAUUCCAGAGAACAUUUGGAUCCUGUGAGGAAUAUUCAUAUAUGCAUUCUUUUUUGUUAUCUUGCAAAA
Molecule: messenger RNA, 2198 nt
Organism: Setaria italica (foxtail millet)
Lineage: Eukaryota; Viridiplantae; Streptophyta; Magnoliopsida; Poales; Poaceae
Product: proteoglycan 4
Exons: 2
Coding region: 821-1951 (376 amino acids)
Molecular function (GO): calmodulin binding
Source: RefSeq, a predicted model, not a curated record